Miniopterus natalensis is the source of this 2352-nucleotide messenger RNA. The record is from RefSeq and is a predicted model, not a curated record. Lineage: Eukaryota; Metazoa; Chordata; Mammalia; Chiroptera; Miniopteridae.
CCGGAGCCGGGGGCCAACCGGCUUCUUCCUUCCCUCCCGCCCUGGCUCCCGCCUGCCGGCUCCGGGACCGCAGCCACGUCUGAAAGCUGCCCAUUGUGUGCGCUCCGCUCCGAGCCGGCUGCGCCGAACCGCGCGCAGGCCGCCGGCGGCGCACAGGUUCCCUCCGCGUUGGGUCCCCAGGUGCCUCCAAUAUCUUGUAUCCGUAAAUCCCAUCCCUGGGAUCACCGGGUGCCCCUUAGUAACCUUGAGACCGGCCCCUGCGGACUCGCUGCGAAGAGACAGCAGGCUGUGGAGCGCAACUUGGACGAGACGACGGGAAGCCUCUGCGGAGCCUCGGGAGCCGCGCCAGGUCAGCUAAGGACCCCGAGCUUUGGGGACCUGAAGCCCCUCCAGGCAUCUCCCAUGGAUUUGUGAUUGAGGUGGGCAGUUAUCCCAGCAGCUCUGGACAGUGGCUCCCUGCUGCAGCAUGUGGCUGCCACGCGUCUCCAGCACGGCGGUGACCGCGCUCCUGCUGGCGCAGACUGGCCUCCUGCUCUUCCUGGUCUCCCGGCCCAGGCUGACCUCCCCCGCGGGGCGCGAGGACCGCGUGCACGUGCUGGUGCUGUCCUCGUGGCGCUCCGGCUCGUCCUUCGUGGGCCAGCUCUUCAGCCAGCACCCGGACGUCUUCUACCUGAUGGAGCCCGCGUGGCACGUGUGGUCUGCCCUGUCGCAGGGCAGUGCGCCCGCGCUGCACAUGGCCGUGCGUGACCUGGUGCGCUCGGUCUUCCUGUGCGACAUGGACGUGUUCGAUGCCUACCUGCCCUGGCGUCGCAACCUCUCGGACCUCUUCCAGUGGGCGGUGAGCCGCGCGCUGUGCUCGCCGCCCGCCUGCAGUGCCUUUCAGCGGGGAGCCAUCAGCAGCGAGGCCGUGUGCAAGCCACUGUGCGCACGGAGGCCCUUCGGCCUGGCCCGGGAGGCCUGCCGCUCCUACAGCCACGUGGUGCUCAAGGAGGUGCGCUUCUUCAACCUGCAGGUGCUCUACCCGCUGCUCGCCGACCCGGCGCUCAACCUCCAUAUCGUGCACCUGGUGCGCGACCCGCGGGCGGUGCUGCGCUCGCGCGAGCAGACGGCCAAGGCCCUGGCGCGCGACAACGGCAUCGUGCUGGGCACCAACGGCACGUGGGUGGAGGCCGACCCAGGCCUGCGCGUGGUGCGGGAGGUGUGCCGCAGCCACGUGCGCAUCGCGGAGGCCGCCACCCGCAAGCCGCCGCCCUUCUUGCGUGGCCGCUACCGCCUGGUGCGCUUCGAGGACCUGGCGCGAGCCCCGCUGCCCGAGAUCCGCGCGCUCUACGCCUUCGCCGGCCUGAGCCUCACGCCCCAGCUGGAGGCCUGGAUCCACAACAUCACGCACGGGUCAGGGCCCGGCGCGCGCCGCGAGGCCUUCAAGACCACGUCCAGGGACGCGCUCAACGUCUCCCAGGCCUGGCGCCACGCGCUCUCCUUCGCCAAGAUCCGCCGGGUGCAGGAGCUGUGCGCGGGCGCGCUGCAGCUGCUGGGCUACCGGCCCGUGUUUUCCGAGGACGAACAGCGGGACCUCGCCCUAAACCUGGUGUUGCCGCGCGGCCCCAGCAGCUUCAGCUGGGCGUCGUCCACCGACGCGCACCCGGGGGCUUAGUGGAGAGCCCCGGUUUGUGGCGGUGGCCGGGACCAGGAGGAAACUAUGGUGGGGAGAGAGCCGGGGCACACCGGGCACAGGCCGGUACUGGAGGGGCCGGGAGUUUGGGAGUCCUGUUUUGUAUUAGGAAAGGACUGCGCCCCCAAACUCAUUGUUUCUUUAUUGGCACUUUUUUAUUUUCCUUAAGUUCUUUUCUUGGAGCUGGGUUCCCAUCAGGCACAUUCUUCAUGGAAAGCAAAGCGAGUGCCCCCCUUCCUCUGGGCACUAGGAAUAGCUCAGACGACUUGGCUCGUACUCAAACUCUUUCUUUCCCCUCCUCUCUCACCUCCCUUGGGAUGAUGCAUCUUCCAGCAGCUGAGAAGGGUGUCUCCUCCCUGCCUGGGAGUGGAGGGGCACUGUGGUGAGCUGGCCCCUGAAGUCUGCACGUCUCCCCCCACACACCUCAGGCUCCAUGCCCCCUCACCCUCCAUGUCGCUGGCACCACACUCCAUCAAAGCCGUUCACAUUUAUAUCCACCUGUAUGUUCAGCAAGAAAUCAUACUAGAUGCCUCUUACCUUGUCUCCCCUUAGCCUCUCUGUGUCCCAUCUCCCAGGAGCCCACAGAGCCCCCUCACCUGCCCAGGUAAGGGGAACCUUGGAUUUGUCCUGACAGGAAAGAUUCUACUACAGAAAUAAACAUAAUUAACUUGUGUGAUAGA